Messenger RNA from Trichosurus vulpecula (common brushtail), 1008 nucleotides. Its product is annotated as vomeronasal type-1 receptor 4-like. Gene Ontology annotation, biological process: G protein-coupled receptor signaling pathway. Gene Ontology annotation, molecular function: pheromone receptor activity. Gene Ontology annotation, cellular component: membrane. Bases 1 to 1008 code for a protein of 335 amino acids. Lineage: Eukaryota; Metazoa; Chordata; Mammalia; Diprotodontia; Phalangeridae. The record is from RefSeq and is a predicted model, not a curated record. The transcript has a single exon.
AUGACUUUCAAUGGUGAAGUCCUGGGGAUUGUCUACCUGGUGCAGACCCUAAUUGGAGUCCUAGGAAACAUUUUUCUCAUUUACCAUUAUUCUUUUCAUUUCAUCACUCAGAAGAGGCCCAGACGUAUAAACCUGAUUCUUAUCCAACUAUCCUUUGCUAAUGCCAUUUUUCUUCUUUCCAGAGGAAUCCCCACAGUAAUAUUUUCUUGGGAGGUCAACAUUUUUCUGAGUAAUGCUAAGUGUGUAAUCAUAAGUUAUUUACAGAGAGCAUUCCGGGGGCUUUCUCUCUGCACCACCUGCCUCCUUAGUAGCUUCCAGGCCAUUGCCAUCAGCCCCAACAGCCCAAAGUGGGUAGUCCUCAAAGUUAAAUCUCCACAGGGCAUCAUUCCCUGCUGUGUUUUCUGCUGGAUCCUCAAUCUGUUAAUGGAUGCUGCUCUUCCUGUGUAUGGAGCUAGACUAAUACAGAAUAGCACAAAUAUUAAAGGCAGAGAAAAACAGGACUUUUGCUCUGUUAAACCAUAUGACAUGAAUUCACUAAAAUUUCAGAUCUGGAAGUCUUUUUAUGAUUCUGUGUUUGUACUUUUAAUGGCUGUUAUUAGUGGAUACAUGGUGGUUCUCCUAUACCAACACCACCAACAAGUUCAGCACAUACAUAUCACCAGACUCUUCCCCAGAGCCUCCCCUGAGAUCAGAGCCACUAAAGCCAUUCUGUUGCUGGUGAGCACCUUUUUCUUUUUCAACACUACAAGCUGUGUCCUUAGUAAUUAUUCAUCUUAUUAUGAAGUAAGUAGGCCCUGGCUGUUCUAUGUCCCUCUGUUUCUGUCCAUGUCUUUUCAAGCAGUAAGUCCUUUUGUGUUGAUCAGUAGUGAGACUUGGGUCCCUUGGGAAUUCUGUUACUUUCUCCAAGAAAUGAAAGACUCAUGUGCUACACCCAUAACAUGCCAAACACAUACAGAACCACAAAACCAAAGAUUUGGGAGGUGGGAGAGAAAACUGGAGACCAUCUAG